CUUAUCUCCUUAAUCGAUCUCAUAAUUAAGGUAUGGCUUUGGUUGGUAAGCUUGAAACAGAAGUAGAGAUAAACACGCCUGCUGAUAAGUUUUACAAAAUAUUCGCGAGCCAAAUAAUGCACCUACUUCCUAACGUCUCCUCUGACAAAAUACAAGGGGUUGAGCUACAUGAAGGUGAUUGGGAGACUGCCGGUUCUGUCAAGCAUUGGGAUUAUACCUUGGACAGGAGCUCAUUGAGUUUAAAGGAGACAGUUGAAGCGAUAGAUGAGGAAAACAAGACAGUGACAUUUCAACGUUUUGGAUGGAGAAAUAUUGAAGCAUUACAAGAGCUUCAAGGUCACAUGGCUCAAAUAGCAAACAUAGAAGUCCAAGCCGAGAUCAAAGCCAGUGCUGACAAGUUCUACGAAAUCUUUCGUAGCAAAGGGUACCUUUUGCCCAAGAUCUGCCCUAAUAUUAUAAAGGAUCUACAGGUGCUUAAAGGUGACGGCAGCUCUGUGGGCUCAAUCAAGCAAUGGACUUACGUUGCUGCAGGAAAUUUUUCUGAGGUUUCGAAAGAGACAAUUGAAUCCAUAGAUGAGAAAAACAAAUCAAUCGCCUUCCGAACGGUGGAAGGAGAGGUCACGAAACACUACAAGAGUUUCAAGGCGACAGUUGAAGUUACACCAAGGGGUAAUGGAUGCAGCAGCAGCUCAUCAGUGAAAUGGAACAUAGAAUACGAGAAGCAGAAUGAGGCUGUUCCGGCUCCUAAUAAGUAUCUGGACUUUGUGGUCAUUCUCACUAACAAUGUUGAUGCCUACCUUCUCAAUAAUGCGUAACAGAUGCUAGUACAAUAUUACCCACAGCUGGUACAAUUAGCAUAUUAUUGGUUUAGUAAAGAAAAACAAUAUACAUUUAUCAGAUCGAUCUGACGUUAAAAAUUGUUGCAAGACG
This is a messenger RNA of Prunus persica (peach), 930 nucleotides long. RefSeq names its product MLP-like protein 34. NCBI's taxonomy places the organism in Eukaryota, Viridiplantae, Streptophyta, Magnoliopsida, Rosales, Rosaceae. The transcript has 4 exons. Gene Ontology annotation, biological process: defense response. The record is from RefSeq and is a predicted model, not a curated record. Bases 33 to 815 code for a protein of 260 amino acids.